GACAGAAGCGCACAGAGAAACACUGAGAAAACUUAAACUAACACUUACCUUGGCGUUGCACUCAUUCUCUUGACACCAUGAUUAAGAAAAUGUCACCGUCCGAAAGUGACUACGACAUCCCGGCCAAGAACUGCUACCGGAUGGUCAUACUCGGCUCCACGAAAGUUGGGAAAACCGCAAUCGUGUCUCGCUUCCUGAACGGGCGAUUCGAGGAGCAGUACACGCCGACCAUAGAGGACUUUCACAGGAAACUGUACAGCAUCAAAGGGGACGUUUACCAGCUGGACAUUUUGGACACGUCUGGCAACCACCCGUUCCCUGCCAUGAGGAGACUAUCCAUACUGACAGGUGAUGUAUUCAUCCUGGUCUUCAGCUUGGAUAAUAGAGACUCAUUCCAGGAGGUGCAGCGUCUCAAGCGCCAGAUCUACGAGACAAAGUCCUGCCUCAAGAACAAAAUCAAGGAGAAUAUUGACGUCCCUUUGGUCAUCUGCGGCAACAAGGGCGACCGCGAAUUCUACCGAGAGGUCCAACCAGAGGAGAUCGAGCAGCUCAUCGCCGGCGAUGACAAAUGCGCCUACUUCGAAAUUUCGGCCAAGCGUAACGAAAACGUGGAUAAAAUGUUUCAGACUUUGUUCACCCUGGCCAAGCUACCUCACGAAAUGAGCCCCGACUUGCACCGCAAAGUGUCGGUGCAGUACUGCGACAUGCUCCACAGAAAGUCACUAAAGAACAAGAAGCUCAAAGAUAUCGGUGAGGCAUACGGAAUUGUCACACCAUGCGCGCGGAGGCCUAGCGUGCACAGCGACCUCAUGUACAUCAAGGAGAAGGCGAUAGGCGGUGGGCAGGGCAAAGACAAAGAGAGGUGCGUUAUUAGCUAAAACUGACUCUUUAAAAAGAAGUUAUGAUAAAGCAGAAAGUCAGUGAUGGGUCGCUGACUUAAAGAAAGCGGACAUGUGCGCUUACGCCGCAGUGCCGUUUUCAUAGAUACCGGGAGCUGUGGCGGUGCCGACUAGCCGCUGAAAAAAACACAAAAGACUGCAGCACACACAGCCCAUGAGACAUUUGAGAGCCUUAGCUUGUUCAACCAACCUGAGCUUACUUAAACCCGUAAUGUGGCUUCUUGAUUGUGAGUGGCGAGUGCUCAUGUGUUGUGUUGACGUCAUGCCUUUUUGACCCGACGAAUGACAAAUAUAAAAGACUCUAAACCAGAGACGUUAUAAAAAGGGGAAAGCUGUUUACAUUUGUUCUUAGACUUUACAUGGUCGAGUACACUUGAAUGUGUUUGCAAUCUGAACUAUUUUUUAUUGUGAAUGUAUAUUUAUUGUCUGUUCAUUUUUAUUGCAGAGACUUGAAAGAAUAAGUUAAA
Messenger RNA from Periophthalmus magnuspinnatus, 1366 nucleotides. RefSeq names its product dexamethasone-induced Ras-related protein 1-like. The record is from RefSeq and is a predicted model, not a curated record. The coding region runs from base 78 to 878 and encodes 266 amino acids. Lineage: Eukaryota; Metazoa; Chordata; Actinopteri; Gobiiformes; Gobiidae. The transcript has 2 exons. Gene Ontology annotation, molecular function: GTPase activity; GTP binding.